GGAGGGCAAGGCUUUUUCCGUAACCUGAAGCAACAUCCUUCUGAGUCUCCAUAAAAAAGGCGGGAACUAGCCAGCAGGCUGGGGAGUGAUGGGACGCGCGCCUCCGCACGUCCCGCCCAUUUCAGCCUCUGAUUGGUGGGUGUUCUUGGCUCGUGGCGGAGGGGCCUGCCACAUAGGUUGUCAGCCUUCCGGGGGCGGGUCCGGGACGCCGGUCCUGUUCCCUCCUCGGUCAGCCCCGGCUGCCGACGUGGGGGAGGCGGCAGCAGGCGGUUAGGGCCGGGGUGUGGGUGCCGAGAGGGAAGUGGGGGGGAUGGGAGCCCUGCGGCUGCUGGCGGUGGCCCUCACCUGCUGCUGGUGGCCGCCGGGCAGCCAGGGUAAGACCCUGCGGGGUAGCUUCAGCAGCGCCGCGGCCCGAGACGCUGAGGGCCAGAGCAUCGGCCACUUCGAGUUCCACGGUGACCAUGCUCUUCUGUGUGUCAGAAUCAACAAUAUAGCAGUAGCUGUUGGAAAAGAAGCUAAACUCUACCUGUUCCAAGCCCAGGAAUGGCUAAAGCUACAGGACAGCAGUCAUGGUUAUAGUUGUGGUGAAAAAUUAUCCAAAGCUCAGUUGACAAUGACCAUGAAUCAGACUGAACAUAAUCUGACCGUGUCCCAGGUUCCAUAUCCACAAACGUGGCACGUGUUUUAUGCUGACAAGUAUACAUGCAAAAAUGACAAUGAGAAUUCUCAGGCGGAAGAGAUCCCAUUUGAAAUGAUGUUACUAAACCCAGAUGCUGAAGGGAAUCCAUUUGAUCAUUUUAGUGCUGGAGAAUCUGGGUUACAUGAGUUCUUUUUCCUCCUAGUCCUGGUGUACUUUGUGCUUGCUUGCAUUUAUGCUCAGUCAUUGUGGCAGGCUAUCAAGAAGGGAGGGCCCAUGCACGUGAUCCUAAAGGUUCUGACAGCUGCACUGCUGCUACAGGCCGGCUCAGCGUUAGCUAAUUAUAUUCAUUUCUCCAGUUACUCCAAAGAUGGAAUAGGGAUACCUUUUAUGGGAAGUUUGGCAGAAUUUUUUGACAUUGCUUCCCAAAUUCAAAUGUUAUACCUGCUUCUGAGUCUAUGCAUGGGUUGGACGAUAGUCAGAAUGAAGAAGUCUCAAAGCAGACCUCUCCAGUGGGAUUCUACUCCUGCAUCCACUGGCAUUGCUGUAUUCAUUGUGAUAACACAGAGUAUUUUGCUACUUUGGGAACAGUUUGAAGAUACCAGUCCUCACAGCUACCAUUCACAUCACAACUUAGCAGGGAUCUUGCUAAUCAUUUUAAGGAUUUGCCUAGCAUUGUCAUUAGGCUGUGGACUCUACCAGAUCAUCACAGUGGAGAGAAGCACGCUAAAAAGGGAGUUUUACAUCACGUUUGCCAAAGGCUGUAUCUUGUGGUUUUUAUGCCAUCCAGGUCUUGCAUGUAUUUCUGUCAUUUUUAGUGACUACCAAAGAGAUAAGGUUAUUACAAUAGGUGUUAUCCUUUGCCAGUCUGUUUCCAUGGUUAUUCUGUACAGACUCUUUCUGUCCCACAGUCUAUACUGGGAAGUUUCUUCGCUUUCUUCAGUAACACUACCACUGACCAUAUCAUCUGGACACAAAAGUCGGCCUCACUUCUGAUGCUUUGAUUUUCUUUAAAGGAAAAGUGAAUUGAUUUAAGAGUGCAAUAAGGAUCCAAAUACAGUGACUUUUUUUUUUCAUACUUUUGGUAUGAAAAAUUGAACAAAGAAGGCAGAGCAUGUUAUUUAUAUAACUGCAUUUAAGCAGUAUCAAACUGAAGAAAGGUAAUAAAUGAAAUGUUUUGAAAUACGCUUAAUAAACUUUCAAAAAGUGUGUUGUUAUAAGGUGACUUAUGCAAUUUCUCUGUGGAAAUUAAGAUGAAAAAGAAUUAUAUGAUAUUUUGGUAAGAGAUUCACCACUUGUAAUGCCUCAUCUUAUAUAAAUAGUUAACUCAGGUUUGAUAGUCCUAUAAAAAGUAAUCAGUUAAAUGAUUACUUGCUUACAUAUCUAAACUAAGUCCAAUUACGAAAUCAGUGUAAUACACUGAUUAAAAACUGCUUCUUUUUACGCUUUAAGGAAAAUGCAUUUCAUACUGGAGUUUAAAGGAAUUGAAAAUGAAACUACUUCAGAAUGUGAAUAUAAAAUAUAUUUAUAGCUAAAUGAAUAAGUUUUUGUUUAUUUGUGUGUGGGGUUCUUCUCCAUUUUCUUCGAUCACUUUUGGCUCUAGUUCAGGUUCUGGC
This is a messenger RNA of Odobenus rosmarus divergens (Pacific walrus), 2253 nucleotides long. RefSeq names its product G protein-coupled receptor 180 (gene GPR180). The record is from RefSeq and is a predicted model, not a curated record. Gene Ontology annotation, biological process: G protein-coupled receptor signaling pathway; response to pheromone. NCBI's taxonomy places the organism in Eukaryota, Metazoa, Chordata, Mammalia, Carnivora, Odobenidae. The transcript is spliced from 9 exons. The coding region runs from base 311 to 1633 and encodes 440 amino acids.